Molecule: messenger RNA, 1291 nt
Organism: Exophiala xenobiotica
Lineage: Eukaryota; Fungi; Ascomycota; Eurotiomycetes; Chaetothyriales; Herpotrichiellaceae
Exons: 2
Coding region: 223-1140 (305 amino acids)
Cellular component (GO): cytosol
Molecular function (GO): aldose reductase (NADPH) activity
Source: RefSeq, a predicted model, not a curated record
GGCUAUUGCUCAAUUGCCGACUGCGCUCCGCGGCGGCACAGCAUUCGAAUGAUUUAAUUCUCAACGGUCUUACUAGUACCUUAGACACCUGGGCAGAGGCAGACUGUCACCCAACUGUGCUUUCCCAAAGCCCACAUUCGCUUAUAUUGGCGUUCGCUUCUGCAAAUCUUCCAGCUUCAAUCCCUCCGUUUGAUACACGACAUCCCGAACUCACCUGACACCAUGACUGACACCCUUUUCAAGCUCAACACUGGCGCCAACAUUCCCGCAUUGGGUUUGGGAACAUGGCAGAGUCCAGAAGGCCAGGUCCGCGCCGCCGUUGCACACGCAAUCAAAUCCGGUUACCGACACAUCGACUGCGCCUACGUGUACGGCAAUGAGAAAGAGGUCGGUGACGGCAUCAAAGAGGGUCUUGCAGCAACAGGGAUCUCGAGAAGUGAGCUGUUCAUUACGACAAAACUAUGGUGCACGUAUCACACAAGGGUGGAGCAGAACCUAAACAUCAGCCUGGGACUGCUGGGUCUUGACUAUGUCGACCUUUACCUCAUGCAUUGGCCUAUUGCCAUGAAUCCCAACGGCAACCACGAGAAAUUUCCCAAAUUGCCAGACGGGAGUCGAGAUCUGAUCCGUGACCGAUCCCAUGUAGACACCUACAAGGACAUGCAGAAGUUGCUCAAGACCGGCAAGGUCAAGGCCAUUGGUGUCUGCAACUACUCCAAGCGAUAUCUGGAGGAGCUUGUGCCGAAUGUGGAUGUCGUCCCUGCCGUCAACCAGAUUGAGAACCAUCCAUUGCUACCUCAACAAGAAAUCGUCGACUACUGCAAAGAAAAGGGAAUCCACAUCACAGCAUACAGCCCGCUGGGCAGCACAGGUAGUCCAUUGAUGAAGGACCCUCACGUUGUCAAGCUCGCCGAGGAAAAGGGAACCACCCCAGGAUCCAUUCUGCUGAGCUACCACAUUGCCCGAGGAAGCUCGGUACUUGCCAAAUCCGUCACACCUUCUCGGAUCGACGAGAACAAACACAUUGUCAAACUCUCAGACGGUGAUCUUGCCUCGUUGGCCGAGAUCUCCCAGAAGGGCGUAACGCGAUUCGUGUAUCCCGAAUUCGGUGUCGAUUUCGGCUUCCCCGACAAGUCAUGAGCAUUCCACCCCUGAUUUUUGAAGAUACAUUCGGCAAGCAUAGCAAGCAGGUCGGGGCAGGUGUGGAGGAUGGGAAAAGCAAAUAGGGUUAGAUCUACAUAUUGUGCCAGCCAGCCACCCAAUGAAGAAAGGUCAUCAAACACAAAUACAA